AUGCAUAUGGCGUCAUCAAAACCUUGUGCAAGAUCACAUCGCGUCCACUAUUUGACAUCGCAUCUAGUAUCCAAUAAUAAAAUUUAUUUGCUAGAGAUAAAUGUGACGGUCGACAAAAUUUCUAGAAAACAUAUUUUCCUAUUGGACAUCGGCAUCUCAUAUAUCAAACAUUUUUAGAGAAUUUAAAAACUCAUCAGAAGAAAAUAACUUGAUUUGAACACCUUGAUAUUUGUGAUCGUACGCAACUGUUGAAUUUGAUAGAGCGAAAAAUAAAUUCGAAGAAGCAUUAAAUGAUAACUGAUGUGAAAGAAAUGCGCGUCUUAAAUCAUGACAUCGAUGGAGAUUAAGGAUGCUCUUGCAUUAUCCGCGUCGAUUUGUACAAUAUUACAGUUUUUAGCUGGCAUACUGGUAUGUAAAAAAUAUAUUAGAAAUGGUACAACUGGAGAUAGCUCUAGCCUGGCCUUUGUAACGUGUUUUAUGUCUUGUAGCUUGUGGUUAAAAUAUGGAGCACUCAUUGGAGAUUUGUUUAUUGUGGCUGUAAAUGUUUUUGGAACAUUAUUACAACAGUGUUAUGUACUAGUUUAUAUCUUAUACAGUGUAAAAAAGUCGACUACCAUUAAGCAGUUUAUAUUGGCAUUUUGCUUUGUUUCGAUUGUAUAUUUCUACAGUAUUUAUCAAGAGGACAAAGUUCUAGCUGCAAAACAUGUAGGAUUUCUUAGCUGCAGCCUGACUGUAUUAUUCUUUGCAUCACCAUUGAUUUCACUUGCACAUGUAAUAAGAGUAAAAAGUACAGAAAGUUUACCGUUUCCAAUCAUAAUGGCCUCUAUGAUAGUCUCUUGUCAGUGGUUUGCAUAUGGAUGUUUACUCAGUGACCAAUUUAUACAAAUACCAAAUUUUAUGGGCUGCGUUUUGUCAGCAUUUCAACUUUCUUUAUUCUUGAUUUAUCCGAGCAAACGGGGAGAACAAUAUUUUAUAUAAAUGCAUUAUAAUUUCUGCUUGAUAUUAAUUGAUUUUAUUGAUCUGUAUAUUAAUAUAUCUUUACAUUAAUAUAUGUAUCUUAUAAGUUAGUACAAGUUAAUAUUUAGUCAUUCUGUAUAACUAAUUAUAAAUAAUAAUAUGUUGUAAGAUA
Molecule: messenger RNA, 1129 nt
Organism: Linepithema humile (Argentine ant)
Lineage: Eukaryota; Metazoa; Arthropoda; Insecta; Hymenoptera; Formicidae
Gene: slv
Product: saliva
Biological process (GO): carbohydrate transport
Cellular component (GO): membrane
Molecular function (GO): sugar transmembrane transporter activity
Source: RefSeq, a predicted model, not a curated record